This is a messenger RNA of Kogia breviceps (pygmy sperm whale), 2863 nucleotides long. RefSeq names its product serine/threonine-protein kinase Sgk1-like. Gene Ontology annotation, molecular function: ATP binding; protein serine/threonine kinase activity. The record is from RefSeq and is a predicted model, not a curated record. Gene Ontology annotation, biological process: protein phosphorylation. Gene Ontology annotation, cellular component: nucleus; cytoplasm. NCBI's taxonomy places the organism in Eukaryota, Metazoa, Chordata, Mammalia, Artiodactyla, Physeteridae.
ACACAUGGAAGUAUUUCACUGUCUGACAACUAUGUCUUGAGCGAUACAGAAGAAAUAGAUUUGUAUACCCUGUGAUACUGACACAUCUCUUCCUGUAACAGUACUAAUUUAGCAUGAAAUUAUGAACCAGAAACUUCCAAAUGUCUUUUGAACCAAUUCCCUUACCAACCCUGUAAAAAAAACUAUUAUAGUAUCAUUCUUACAAAGACGCUAAGGCUGUGGGAGAUGCUCUGCCUAAGAUAACACAGCUAGUACGUGGUAGUUCAGAUUUAAGCAGAGGCCUUCUAUGAGUUAGCACAGACUUAAGUACACCACCAAGGCAGCAUGAAAAAACUGAAAGAAUAGCAACAGAAGAUGGAAAUAAAAGUUAAAGUGAGAUACAUUUCAAAAAAAAGAUUACCUAAAGAAAGAAGGAAAAGGAAAAGAGAAAGAAAUAGGAAGCUGAGAUAGUAGGGAGGAGAGAGUAAGAGAGGACAAGAAGUGGAGGAGAACUUGCUGCUCUGGCACACAGCGGAAGACAGGAAAAGGCUGCUUGGUUUCGCUUGGAUGUUCUAGGGAUUGUAUUGUAGUGCUAAAUAUUUAGCUUAGAAACUGUUUUCAAAUUUGAAGAACUGCUUUUGGUUGAGCAUGUGCUACCUUCUGGAUAUCAGAAAAUUCAUAGACAGUAAAUUCAAGUUUACAUUGAAAGAAAAAAAUACUGUUUCAUGAAGCUGAAAUAAGGGAAACUUGUAACAAGGUAAACUCAAACAGAAACACCAACCACUAGUAUUUUUAUUGAAUAAUAUUAACUUCUCACUGAUUUCCUUGGGUUCUCAAGUAUCUAAGUAAAUCUUAAUAGGCAAUCUAAACAUCUUAAAGCUAGGAAUUCACUAGCAUUCAAAGAAGAACCAAAUGUCCCUCAGCGCCCCCCCAAAGCCCCCAAAAACAAAGUGACAAAGUGACUAACAGGGCCCAGCUAGGUUGGGGGCUGAAGGUGGGGAGCCAUAUCACCCUGGUAUAGGUGUUAAAGCCAGACCAGGUGUAAGAGGGUGUUCGUGACCUGCCCAGUAGUGAGGAGAGGAGCCGUGUAGGAGGAGAGUCAGUACAGGUGGCCAAAGCACAAGCAGGAUGAAAACAGUAUCUCUACAAAAGCACGGUUGGGCUUCAGGUGAGGAAGAGUCCUUGUGUAGCAGCUGGGCAGGGGGUAGGAAGAAUGAGAGAGAGAGAUGCCUGGCAGUGUCAGAGCAUGAGCUCAGUAAAAAGGACUCCGUGAGGAAGGGCUACCUGGCACAGAAUGUCAGAGCCUAGAUGAGGUAGAAAGGGUGUCAACACAGGAUAAGGUAUUGUGGUGGUGGCCUGGAGUUGGGUGAUAAGAACCGAGAUGGGUGGGAAGGACAUUUGUGCAAUGAAGGGGACAGUAGCAAGUUUGGUUACAUAUAAGAGGACUGAUCAAAAUAAGGAAAUAUAUUAAAGAUACUUAGAGCCAGAUUUCUCAUUGUCAGAAAAAGGAAUUACAAAUAAGGAAAAGGAAAAAAUUAGAAUGAACUCUGUAUUAUUAGAUUAAAAUGGAAAGCACUGGUGUCAACUUAUGGUUUUCAAUACAGAUAUAUAGGAAAAGUCAAAUCUCCUGGAAACUCUUCUGGUUCUCUUUCUACGGCUUCAAAAAGCUUUCAUGAAACAGGGAAGGAUGGGCCUGAACGACUUUAUUCAGAAGACUGCCAAUAACUCCUAUGCAUGCAAACACCCUGAAGUUCAGUCCAUUUUGAAAAUCUCCCAACCUCAGGAGCCUGAGCUCAUGAAUGCCAACCCUUCUCCUCCACCAAGUCCUUCUCAGCAAAUUAACCUGGGCCCAUCAUCCAAUCCUCAUGCUAAACCAUCUGACUCUCACUUCUUGAAAGUGAUCGGGAAGGGCAGUUUUGGAAAGGUUCUCCUAGCAAGACACAAAGCCGAAGAAGCAUUCUAUGCAGUCAAAGGUUUACAAAAGAAAGCGAUCCUGAAAAAGGAGGAAAAGCAUAUUAUGUCUGAGCAGAAUGUUCUCCUGAAGAUCGUGAAACACCCUUUCCUGGUGGGCCUUCACUUCUCUUUCCAGACGGCUGACAAACUGUACUUUGUCCUAGACUACAUUAAUGGUGGAGAGUUGUUCUACCAUCUCCAGAGGGAGCGAUGCUUCCUGGAAACACGGGCUCGGUUCUAUGCUGCUGAAAUAGCCAGUGCCUUGGGUUACCUGCACUCUCUGAACAUCGUUUAUAGAGACUUAAAGCCAGAGAAUAUUUUGCUGGAUUCACAGGGACACAUUGUCCUUACUGACUUUGGACUCUGCAAGGAGAACAUUGAACACAAUGGCAUGACGUCCACUUUCUGUGGCACACCCGAGUAUCUUGCACCUGAGGUGCUUCAUAAGCAGCCUUAUGAUAGGACCGUGGACUGGUGGUUUCUGGGGGGCGUCUUAUAUGAGAUGCUGUAUGGCCUGCCUCCCUUUUAUAGCCAAAACACAGCUGAGAUGUACAACAACAUUCUGAACAAACCCCUCCAGUUGAAGCCAAAUAUUACAAAUUCUGCAUGACACGUCCUGGAGGGCCUCCUGCAGAAGGACAGGAAAAAGAGGCUUGGUGCCAAGGAUGACUUUAUGGAGAUUAAGAAUCACAUCUUCUUCUCCCUAAUUAACUGGGAUGAUCUCAUUAAUAAGAAGUUAACUCCCCCUUUUAACCCAAAUGUGAGUGGACCCAGCAACCUGGAGCACUUUGAUCCCGAGUUUACCAAAGAGCCGGUCCCCAACUCCAUUGGUCGGUUGCCCGACAGUAUCCUCCUCACAGCCAGCAUCAAGAAAGCGGCCGAAGCCUUCCUGGGCUUUUCCUACGCACUUCCCGUGGAAUCUUUCCUCUGA